Molecule: messenger RNA, 1692 nt
Organism: Peniophora sp. CBMAI 1063
Lineage: Eukaryota; Fungi; Basidiomycota; Agaricomycetes; Russulales; Peniophoraceae
Source: the annotation of a GenBank genome assembly
AUGGCCUCCUCGACGGUACGCAAGUAUCUAUCGCCCGACGCCUGGCGUUUAACGCCGGCGCCAUCGAGUCUUGCGCCGGCGCACCUGCGUGGCUACACGAACGCGGACAUGGACCCAGUUCCGCCGGAAGGCCGCAAGUGGACGACUUUCUCGUACAUCGCAUACUGGACAUCGGACGCGACGAGCGCAGCCGUGUGGCAGCUCUCCUCGUCCAUGCUUGCUCUCGGCUUGAGCUGGCGGCAAGCCGUACCGGCCAUUGCUGUCGGACACACCGUCAUCGCAUGUGUUAUGGUCUUGAACGGGACGGUCGGCGCGCGUCUACAUAUCCCCUUUCCGGUCCUGAACCGAAGCAGUUUCGGCUUCUGGCUGAGCUACUUUUCCGUGAUCAGCCGAGUGAUCUUGAGUAUGUUCUGGUUUGGUAUCCAGGCGUUCACGGGGAGUGAAUGUGUGUAUCAGAUGCUCAAGGCGAUCUGGCCGUCUCUCGCACACCUUCCGAAUCACUUGCCUGAGAGCUCGCACAUAACUACCGCUGGAAUAAUGUGCUACUUUUUGUAUUGGAUGAUCGUUUUCCCCCUCAUGUUCGUCUCGCCGCAACGGAUACGUUGGCUAUUCGUGCUCAAGUCAAUCAUCGUGCCCCCAACAUGGAUCGCGAUGCUCAUCUGGGCAUUUGUCAAGGUUCCUCCCUCCUCGCAUGAGGGUCUCAUCGCCGAUCAUGCAACCCUCCACGGGUCAUCCCUGUCGUGGGCAUGGCUGACCGCACUCAACUCGGCCUUUGGCAUCUAUGCAACGCUCGCCGUCAACAUCCCAGACUUUACGCGAUAUGCAGUUGACGAACGUGCACAAUAUGUCCAGCUGAUCAUCAUCCCCAUUUUCUUCACCUUCUUCAGCUUCAUCGGCGUCGCAGUCACAUCAGCCGGGCAAGUGCUGUACGGCGCGACCCUUUGGGAUCCUUUGAGGCUCAUCGACAGAUGGGAUAACCGCGCGGCGGCCUUCUUCGCCGCUUUCUCCUUCAUAGUCACCACUCUCGGCACGAACGUCUCCGCCAACACGCUUUCCGUAGGCAACGACAUGACGGCUCUAGCCCCGCGAUGGAUCAACAUCAGGCGCGGUCAGAUUCUCUGCGUCAUCAUUGGUGGCUGGGCGCUUGCACCUUGGGAGAUCCUCGCAAGCGCGAGGGGCUUCUUGACCUUCAUAAACGGGUACACAGUCUUUCUUGGCCCUAUCGCCGGCGUCAUGAUCGCCGACUACUGGAUCGUCCACCGCGGAAAGGUUGACGUCGUCGCCAUGUACGAUCCGCACGGUCGGUAUCGCUAUACUGGCGGUGUUAAUUGGCGCGCAUUGGCGGCGCUUUUAUGCUCCGUACCGCCGAACAUGCCCGGCUUGAUUCACAGCAUCAAUCCGAGCAUACCUGUCCGCGGUGCUAUCUACGUCUUUGACGUCGCGUACCUCUUUGGCCUCUUCACCGCAGGAGGCGUAUACACCCUCCUCUCCUACUUCUUCCCCGCUCAAGAAACGAUGCUCCACGCGGCCAUCCUCGAUCUUGACGACGCGAAGACAUACGCAUCGCAAUACGACGACGCUUACGCCAGAGCCUACGGUGUCGACAGGGACGACAAGAGCGAAGAGAGCGUCGUUGGCGAGCGCGAGGAGAAAGAGAAGGAGGACUACGACGCGCAGCUUCGGAAUGCUUGA